AUGAGAGAAGGUGAUGGUGGGUCGCGCCGUGCCGCGAGGCUCGUCCAAAUGGCAGGCACAAGCACUUUAGCCGAAGACAAAAUCAACCCGCUUCGAAUAUCGAACGUCAUGCCCGUGAACGACACAGGGCCUCUUUCGGUCGGCCUUGGCACCCAUCCCUACGAUGGGCAAUAGGAACAUGUCACGGCAAUGGUGCAAAAAUCACGAACCUCGCUUACGCGUGCUCCCUCUCGGGAGCGACGUCCUAAGCCGACUCGAGCAUUUGAUUCGUAGACUCUUUCGGAUACUCGGUCUAUCACCACCAAACAUCUUCUCGUCCUACGCGAGGACCUUGUCGCCACAGCCAGCACCAUAUCACUUGUCACCGGCCAUCACGCAGACAAAUAUAUAUGGCACUUUUCGUAUUGAACGCUUUCCCCUUGCGGACGUCGGGCGACUUCCCAGACACGCAAUAAUCCUCUUUCAGCAGAAAUAAUCCGAGGAACACAGCCGGACGCACAUGUUUGAAUCACUGAAAAACACACUAACAGCACGAGGGAUUCCCACGUCUCAUCCCCCAGUGUAGCAACAGCGUGGCCCGGCGACACCUAAGCUUUCUGGAGCGGACCCGAGAGAAGGGUAUUUGGCACAAAAGGUUGAUUCUGGCUACACCUGCCCGCUCAUACAUUGCAGCAAAACAGCAUUGGAAGUUGACCAACAGUGUUUGCAUUUUAUCGUUGCUGUACAACGUAAAGCUGUUGGUAAUGCUGUAUGACGAUUGUUGAGGAUGGAUCGUGACGUCGGCAAGAUUGAUAUUGGCAUGAACCGUACGCGCCAAUGAUGUACUUCGGAUCACCAAACGUACAGCCAUCCUCCAGUCACAGCAAGCGCAGGAGCAGCGGUGAGGGGUGUCGAAGGUACCCUUCUGACCAAAUGCGAACCCAGCAGCCGGCAAGACCUUGAGACAAAUUCAACAACACCUUGUCGAUCAAGCCAAAACCAGCUCGAAAGAACACCGAUAACGCUGUAUGCGAACACGGCCUUACGCACACGCAGCGCCAUGCCUCGGGGCUUCCUCUCUCGCGCCGCUGCUCAGAAUUUAUGGCUGCACCCGACAGAGAGUGCAGGGCAAAGAGACAGUUGACGUGCGCGUUUGUGCGGUCUAGACUUCACAGCUCGCUUUCGUACACACCGGGGGGGGAGGCCUCUUUCGUUGUGCGGAGAAGCGAUGUUUCACCUGUCCUCGAAUUAUUUCCUGUGGGGUUCAACGCCAACAAGCUCGAAACGCGAUCUAGCACCACGGGUUACAUGGAUCUUCAGACUAAUGAGGUUGCCCAAGCCUGAGACGUAUUCGAAUUGCUUCCUAGAGACACAGACCCACGUCAUUGAUGAUUUGUGCAAUCCGAACGUAUGAAUUCAGCCUGGUCGUGCAGCACGUACCUACAAAUUGCUACAUACCGUAGAUGCAACUUCACGGUCAGCGAUCCCCACCCAGAAUCGGCUAGUCACGCCAUGUGAACACAGAAGUUGUGCACAAUUCGACACAUGCAACAGGGUUUACCUUCUCCCACGGCGAACUGGCCGUGGGGGGCAAGUCAACCUGGUAGUUUCUGAUCGUUCUUUCGAAAUCAAGCCACGGAGAAUGAAAUCUGACAGUCGAUGAUCGGUUCGCAAUGACUGCACGCCGGAAUGCACCUCCAGGAAGCAAGUUUCCAGGGUGUACAUGUCGACAUACAACCGUAGUGCGCGAGAAAUUGGAACAAGUAUCAACUCAUGUAACCUUUACGGAAUGUGUGGCGUUUGAGCUGUUCGGAAACGGGGGACGAUGGAAGACGAAUAGAAUCACAGCAUUUUGCUCGUUUUCUUCUCCGCUGUUUUUCGUAGCGAACAGGUCCGACAGCUGCUUGAAAUCGAAAUAACGCUACCUAGACAGAUGUACCCGGAAACGACAAACAAAGCAAAACGGCAUCUGGCAAGUCGAUAACGAGAGGCACUCAAUGAAGGACCAAAUACGUCAGCUAUACUGCGCCGGAAUAUAGACGCAUGUCGGGCAAAUCCAAGCCAACACGUCAUCGAAUACAACGUCGGCGCCACCUGGUGCCUUUCUAUUUGGUGGUCGUCCACGAAAUCAUACCAUACAAACCAUGGAACGCUUGAAUCGGCGUGCAUGAUUCGGGCCAGAAACCACCAGGAUUAUGCACAAAUUAUCGAACAAAGCUCACGUAAACGACUGCGAAAGAUCUAAUCUUGCUACGAUGCACUGUCGCUACUUCGCCCAAAUACCCCUUGUUGGAGAAGAGAAAAGCUGCCGCGCUAAUGCGUUUCAGUUCGAUAUUCUGGACUGCUGCACUACCAAGGGCGGCCUCCCUCAAUGGCAUCUGUCCUGAACAACGACGGCAUUAUUUCCACACAGGUAGCCCUCAUUUGGUCAGCAUCUUGCCAUGCUUGCAGCCUGCAUUUGUGCUUGCUUCGGGCCCUCAAAACACAGCGUUUCCCCAAACGAACUUUAUAGGAUGAGCACUUCCGGCGCUGUUCACACACCCUUGUCCCCACCGAAGAAAAAAAGCUCGACCGCCUGCGGUUGCAACGGCCGACCUCUCUGCAACCCUUCAACGUCUGAAACAAUUGGCCUGGUCGGACGACAAACCCAAUAUCGCACUCACCCCGGCCUCGAAGAUAUGCACGCGUGCAGUUUCCGAGAGUAUGGGAAUUUGUUCCUGACUCAAUCGCAAGAGUCUGAGCGAUGGCCCCACUGCUGUUCUCAAUGUUAAACAUACUGUACCCUUUCACACGACUCGAUUGGGCUCACGUCCUUCUUGCGAGUGGUUGGCACAAAUCACGGGGCACAGAUGUCCGACGGUAGUAUUCUAGUAUGUCAUUCUACUGGAGGUGUUAUCCAUGACCACACCGAAAUUCGUUUCUUUGUCUGUGCACAGUAGCGAGAGCUAAUCGACAGAAAAUGUUGCUGUUCGUUGAGUGUGAAGACUUCAUUACGGCAAUCAAAACCACAGCAGCAGAGGUGACACCAGGGGGGGCCAAUCACUGCGACUCAGAGGCUGAGUUGAAAACAACAAAAUAGUUGCAUCCUCGCAGUCCUACUAAUCUGGGGACGGCUCAUCACUCAGCAAAUCACCUCUUCUCAGGACAUCGAACAAAUGAUCCAGAAUUGAACGAGAGCAGUGCAAUCGCCGAUUCGAUUCCUGGUAUGGACAUGAUCUUUGGUUUAAAUGCUCGCUGUUCAAUUUCGGAAAAACAAAGAACUUUCUCUCAACAAUGAUAGGUGACUCUCUACUAGUUAGCAUGACACCACCGGUGAGCAGGUGUCGCAGGUGUUGGUCGGAAGCGAGAACCAUGCAAACAAGACUUGAGUUUGAAAGAGUGAAACGAUACUUCUGAUGCAGCAUGAAAUUCCAGACAAGGCAUCUCUUCACUUGGGACAAUGCUUUCAAACACACCAGUCUCCUCCGAGAGGGCUAGUAGUGACCCAUCGAAGUUCUUUCACCGAUCAUCAAACACAAUUCUGGGGUGCGACCACGACAACGACUCGCUGGGGCACGCGGGAGCUUCGCCCCUGUAGCAUCACUCACCGCUCAGUUGGUUUUGACAAGCGCAUGACAGGUGAACAAAGCAUGCAACAUGCCACGCGUUUACGCUCAUCGCACUGGUGCCCAAUACAAACGUGCAUGAGAAACAUGUUUCCAUUCGAAUAGACUACACGGAAAAUAUCGGCCCAUCGCUCGGCAACGCUGCGAAGUCGAGCAACACCAACCUGCCCCUCGCACGGUAAGCCCUUCGAUACGCGUUGGCCUUGCAGGGACAUGAAAGUUGAAACACAGAAACAUACAAGGUGAUGGUGGGUCGCGCCGUGCCGCGAGGCUUGUCCAAAUGGUACCCUGAACCUCGGGUGAGCUGAUGCUCAAGGGAGUUGGGCUCACAUAGGCAGGGCAAAUAGACAGUUGACGUGCGCGUUUGUGCGGUCUAGACUUCACAGCCUGCUUUCGUACACACCGGGGCGGGAGUCCUAAGUUGUGCGGAGAAGCCAUGUCGGACCUGUCCUCGAAAUAUUUCCUGUGGGGUUCAACGCCAACAAGCUCGAAACGCGAUCUAGCACCACGGGCUACAUGGAUCUUCAGACCAAUGAGGUUGCCCAAGCCUGAGACGUAUUCGAAUUGCUUCCGAGGGACACAGACCCACGUCAUUGAUGAUUUGUGCAAUCCGAACGUAUGAAUUCAGCCUGGUCGUGCAGCACGUACCUACAAAUUGCUACAUACCGUAGAUGCAACUUCACGGUCAGCGAUCCCCACCCAGUAUCGGCUAGUCACGCCAUGUGAAAACAGAAGUUGUGCACGAUUCGACACAUGCAACAGGGUUUAUCUUCUCCGACCGCCAACUGGCCGCGGGGGGCAAGUCAACCUGGUGGUUUCUGAUCGUUCUUACGUAAUCAAGCCACGGAGAAUGAAAUCU
This is a messenger RNA of Ectocarpus sp. CCAP 1310/34, 4443 nucleotides long. Lineage: Eukaryota; Phaeophyceae; Ectocarpales; Ectocarpaceae. The record is from the annotation of a GenBank genome assembly.